GAUUUGGGGGGUGAAAUACCUUGUAGCUGGUUCACGCGUAUUUGCCAGCAUAGCAGGCAGGCGAGAGGCUGUAAGAGGGAGUUGGCACAAGAGUAGGAAAAGAGAGGGAGAGAGUUCAGAGUGGGUCUCUCGGGGAGAAGCACAUAGUCAAUAUCCAGGUCUCCAGCAAUCAUUUAGGACCCUCCUCUAUAAAGCUGCAGUGCUAUUGCAAGGACCCACGGAGAAAAAGGCAAAAAAUAUCAACGUCAAUUCCGAUUUAUUUAUCAGUCGCCUCAAGGACACACAGUAGAUCUCCAGCAUAAAACAGCCGCUGGUGACACUGACAGCAGCUUGCUAGGAGCCCAAGUCUUUCUUUAGAUGCUGAGAAGCGUCAAGACAAAGUGACCAGAGAUCAACCAACUGAACAGAAAAUGACAGCUGCAGCAGCUCAAGAACUUGAUGAGCUGUGCUUCCUGUCGGCGCAGUCCAUGAGCAGUCUGAAAGUACCCGAACACUUCCAGGUGGUUAAGCUCCUUGGAGAGGGAUCGUAUGGAAAGGUGAUCUUGGCGGUACACAAAAAGAGAGGAACUCCUAUGGCCCUGAAGUUCUUCCCUCGUCAGUCUACCUCCCUCUAUUCUUUCCUGCGUGAAUACAAUCUCUCCCUUUCUUACUGCACCCAUCCCUCUCUGACUCGGGCUCUUGGCAUCUUCUUUUCCACACCGACCUACUAUGUGUUUGCCCAGCAAGCUGGACUGUACGGUGACCUCUACAGUGUAAUAGUGUCAGAGGUCGGGGUGGAUGAAGAGUGUGUCCAGAGGGUGAUGUCCCAGCUGAGCGGUGCUGUCACACACCUCCACUCCCUGGGCUUCGUCCACCGUGACAUCAAGCCUGAGAAUAUCUUUCUGUGCGACAGUUCCUGUCGCUGGGUCAAACUGGGUGACUUUGGCCUGGCCCGGGCCAUCGGGACCUCUGUGCGAGCUGUCUGGUACGAGUCGCCCUUCUGUACCCCUGAGGUGGAGCCAGCUAAGGAGGCUGAGAAGGAGAUGGAGAGGCGGCAGCGUGACGGGACUGAAGAGGAGAUGGAGGACAUUUGGGUAACAGUGGAGCCCUGUAUAGACAGCUGGGCCCUCGGUGUACUCGUCUACUGCCUACUAACCGGCUGCUUCCCCUGGGAGGAGAGCACCAGUGAUGACCGUGGCUACCGUAGGUACAAAGAGUGGUUCAUCUGUGAGGCGGAAAAGGAGGAGAAGGUCAGAGAUGUUGAGUGGAGGGCUGAGGGGGACAAUGACAGUUACACAAUCAUGGAGGAAAACCACAGAGUCAACCCUCCUCCUUCACAGUUUCAGGGCCUCAGCCCACUUGUGAUGACUCUCUUCAAGGAGCUGCUCCACCCUGAGCCCCGACAGCGUGGAAGCCCGGAGGAGAUCCUGAGCUACCUGGGAGGGCCGUGGCUGAUGGAGACAGAGAGAGAGGAGAGGAGGAAAGCAGAGGAGGCAGAGAAGGAGGCCAGGAAAAUAAGAGAGGUAGGAGGCGUGGAGGAAGAACUAGUGAGGGACGGAAGAGCGGAGAGAUAAGCUCUGUCUUUAUAAAGACAGUUUUUUUUAAUGAAUGUAUAAUUUCUGACUAUGAGAAAAACACUGCUGCAAUUAAUUUAAGUGUGUAAAUAUAUAUAUAUUACUUGCCUUGUAAGGUACUGUAUUUUUCAUAUUUUUUUUAUAAAUAGCCGUACCAAAGUUACCACUUCCAUGGUUGCAUAUAUUCAAAUGUGCAUGUGUGAUUGUUUUCAUGUGUGUCUUAGACAAAAGAUCAUGAGAGAAACAAGUGUUUGUUGUCUAAAACCUUGAGAUGUUUUAUAGUCUAUAAAAUCUGUAUUGGAAUUGUUGUCUAAAUAAAGUAAAACAUACAUUAACUUGUUGUGACUUUUACACAUUUACGUAUUAAAUAAGUAGAACACUGGAAAUUUGUCUUGACAACACGCUUCCUAUAGUAAGUACAACACUGUACUAAGACACUGUACUGCUCCUCCCCUACUACAUAACCAAUCUUUAACGUAUUAAGGGUUUAGAAGGUAUUUGCAGAGGGUUCAAUUAAGAAUGUAAUAUACAACUGUAAUAAUUAAAUAAACAUGACACGUAGUUCAGUAAA
Messenger RNA from Scophthalmus maximus (turbot), 2124 nucleotides. RefSeq names its product SH3 domain binding kinase family, member 3 (gene sbk3). Bases 411 to 1553 code for a protein of 380 amino acids. The record is from RefSeq and is a predicted model, not a curated record. Lineage: Eukaryota; Metazoa; Chordata; Actinopteri; Pleuronectiformes; Scophthalmidae. The transcript is spliced from 4 exons. Gene Ontology annotation, biological process: peptidyl-serine phosphorylation; peptidyl-threonine phosphorylation. Gene Ontology annotation, molecular function: protein serine/threonine kinase activity; ATP binding.